Knipowitschia caucasica is the source of this 1896-nucleotide messenger RNA. The record is from the annotation of a GenBank genome assembly. NCBI's taxonomy places the organism in Eukaryota, Metazoa, Chordata, Actinopteri, Gobiiformes, Gobiidae.
AUGUUAGCGGAACUCUCGUUAAAGGGACAUCACUUUAAAGAAAAUGUAAAGAACAUGGACUCACGCCAAGUGAACCGCGUCAGUGAGUCCUCUAAGUCCAAGGUUUUCCACUGGUCUCACCAAUCCUCCUCAGUGCUUCAGGGUCUAAACGAGCAGAGGCAGAGGAGUCAGUUCUGUGAUGUGAUGCUGGUGGCAGAUGAGCAGUCCAUACCAGCCCACAGAGCAGUCCUGGCCCUGUCCAGCCCCUACUUCAAUGCUAUGUUCACUUUAGGCAUGAAAGAGGAACAGCAGGUGGAGGUGGAGUUGGUCGGGUUGUCCUUUAGUGGUCUCAGGACUGUGGUAGACUUCUUGUACACUGCAGAGCUGCCAUUAGAUGGAGGAAACAUCGACAAUGUUCUUGAAGCAGCACAUCUUUUACAGGUGUGGCAAGUGGUGGAUUUCUGCUGCCAGUAUUUGGAACAGGAGGUGACUGAAGACAAUUACCUGUACCUCCAAGAGCUGGCUUUGCUCUACACUCUAGACCGGCUUGACACUUUUAUCGACAAUUUCAUUCUCUCACGCUUUGGGACCUUGUCUUUUACCCCCAACUUCAUGCAGGAUAUACCACUACAAAAACUAAUCAAGUAUAUUUCCAGCCACCAGGUGGAGCAUGAGAGUGAGCAGGCGCUGUUGCAGGCCGUUCUUCAGUGGUUGAGCCAAAGCCCGGAGCGCACGGCCCACGCUCCGCAGCUCCUGUCCCACAUCCGCCUGGCCCUGAUGCCUCUGGGAGACCUGGUGGGACGGGUAUUGCCUGCCAUCCGGGCUCUUCUCCCCAACGAGGCCGAGUGCGAGUCGCUGGUGGAAGAAGCCUUGGCCUACUAUGCUAAACCCAGUGCCCAGCCACUCCUGCAAACUGGAUCCACCUCCUUAAGAGAUGGAGUGGACAGCUUGAUUCUCGUUGGAGGAGAAGUGUCUGAGCGAGGAGAGGAGCUGAGUUCCAAUGUGUGUCGACUGGACACACCAGCAGGAACUUGGAAGGUGGAGACUGAGCUUCCAGCUCAGCGCAGUCAUCACUGCCUGGCUGUGCUCGGCAGCUUCAUCUUUGCAGCUGGUGGCAGCUCAGCCAGGGAUAAUGGAGGAGAUGCUGCGUGUAACUUUCUGUACAGAUAUGACCCACGUCACAAUCAAUGGACAAAGGGAGCCUCCAUGAACCAGAGGAGAGUGGACUUUUUCCUGGGGGCAGUAGGUGACUGUCUUAUCGCUGUUGGAGGCAGAAACGACUCUGGGGCUCUGUGCAGUGUUGAAGUGUACUAUCCCACUGAAGACCGCUGGUGCUAUGUCGCUGCAUUACCCAGGUGCACCUAUGGUCAUGCAGGCGCAGUGCACAGAGGUGCGGUGUACAUCUCUGGUGGACAUGAUUUUCAGAUUGGACCGUACCGCAGAGACGUCCUUAGUUAUGAACAUUCUCAAGACGGUUCUCAGUGGGUGGAGCGCCCUUCAAUGACCCAUGCUCGAGGUUGGCACUGCAUGGCCUCCCUGCACCACCUCAUCUAUGCCAUCGGGGGCAGUGAUGACCAUGCGGCCACAACAGAGCGCUUUGACGUGCUGCAGGUUGAGACUUUUGACACUCACAAGGGCCAGUGGAGCUGUGUGGCUCCUCUGCUGCUGCCCAACAGUGAGGCAGGACUGGCCGUUUGGGCUGGACGCAUUUAUGUUCUCGGAGGCUAUAGUUGGGAGGGCAUGGUUUUCUCCAGAGCGACUCAGGUCUAUGACCCCGCUAGAGGAGUGUGGUCUCAGGGGCCUGACUUGCCCAAGCGCAUCGCAGGGGCCUCUGCCUGUGUGUGCACCGUGAGGCCCUCACGGCCUUCUGACUCCAAAGACCAGAGGAACAGGCUUCAGCAGAAACCUCCCACGUGA